AUGCAGCUCACCACCCUCACCGCCGGCCUCAUGGCCCUCGCCGCCACCGCCAACGCGACCGCGAUCAUAGGCGACAUCAAGAUGUUCUACGACCCCGACUCUAAUUGCACAGGUGAUCCCCUCCAGGCCGAGACGGGCACCCUGCGCGGCCAGGAAAUGUCCAUCCCUCCCGAAUACCUCAACAAGUGCGAACAGAUGCCCUUGGGAAUUGGAAAUUCGACGUACAAAAAGUUUUCUGCCAACGGUAUUACGUGCAAUUUCUACUUUGAGCUUUAUGCGGAUGCCGAGUGUCAGAACCUCUCGACCAACAUUUCGAACUUCUGCGUGCCUCAUGACAAUUCGGCGACAACAGAGCUGGAUUUCGCCGACUAA
Messenger RNA from Colletotrichum orchidophilum, 372 nucleotides. RefSeq lists its product as uncharacterized. Lineage: Eukaryota; Fungi; Ascomycota; Sordariomycetes; Glomerellales; Glomerellaceae. Bases 1 to 372 code for a protein of 123 amino acids. The record is from RefSeq and is a predicted model, not a curated record. The transcript has 2 exons.